This is a messenger RNA of Sesamum indicum (sesame), 1051 nucleotides long. Its product is annotated as zinc finger protein 8. Gene Ontology annotation, molecular function: DNA-binding transcription factor activity. Gene Ontology annotation, biological process: trichome differentiation; response to gibberellin; trichome morphogenesis. The record is from RefSeq and is a predicted model, not a curated record. Lineage: Eukaryota; Viridiplantae; Streptophyta; Magnoliopsida; Lamiales; Pedaliaceae.
AAGAAUUGAGAGGGUUUAGCUCCAACAUUAAACCAUGCAUAUCUGACCACUCCAUUUUAGGUCCCCAACAAUAUUACUCUACGUACAAGAGAAAUCACCACCCCCACCCCCACCCCCCAAGAUUUUCUCCUGCAACUUUUGCAAUUGCCUGCCUUCUACUUCCAUGGACAAGACUGAGAGAGAGACUCGCGACUUCAUGAACGUCGAGUCUUUCUCUCAGCUACCUUUCAUCCGCCCAGCUCCACCUCUUAAAGAAAAGGGCACCGGCAACAUCAGGCUUUUCGGCAAAGAGUUUGGAGGUAACAGUAACACCACCACCACCACAGACUGCCACUCCAAUCAGUCCAAUGAAAACAACAGCAACAACCCUGCUGCUGAACUAGGAGAUCAGGCAGGCAAGGACAUGAGCAGUGACAACACAGACAUCAUCAGCAACAGGAAAUUUGAAUGUCAUUACUGCUGCAGAAACUUCCCCACUUCCCAAGCUCUUGGCGGCCAUCAAAACGCCCACAAGAGAGAACGGCAACAUGCAAAACGGGCUCAUCUGCAGUCGGCUAUGAUGCAUGGUUGCUUAUCUGAUCCACACGUUUAUGGCCUUACCAACUAUAGUCGUCUAAUUGGAUCAACAGCACCAACUUCUCCUGCUAAUUAUCAAUAUUCUUGCUGGAACAGCAGAAACAGCAGUUAUAGCGCUAAUUCCAGGUCCUUCAGCAGCAGCCACGGCUCGUACCUUAACGCUCAUCACCCAAUACAGCCUAUUAACGGAAGCCCCUUGGCUUUGUGGCGAAUCCCGGCUAGUCAUAGCUCCUCGGUAUUUAGUCGUGAACGAUCUUCAAUAGCGCCACACCCGCAGAUAUCAAUGUUCAAUUCUAACAACGAUCAGAUGAACAAGCCAUUUGCAGCAAUGAGUAGUGGUCUUACUUCCCAGAAGCCUAGCAUGCAAGAUCAUGUAAGCUUGGAUUUACAUCUUUAAUUGACUAUCCAAUUAGAAAUAUUACCUUUCAGGGACAGACAUAAAGUAUUAUAUUUUACCAAUAUUGUUAUUUGAGGA